AUGAUGGUUCCUUUUCUACCUGUACGUCAGAGAGAAGUCGCAGGGAGUGGCGGCACCAGCCACCAGUUCGUAACAGAAGCACGGCGCUACUUUCGCAAAUUUGAUUAAAGAUUAGGGUAUCUUUGUAAUUGGAUAUUUCUACCCGUAUUAAUUCUCCCUUUCCCCGAUCUCUUUUCGGGUUUUCUUCGUCUCUCCCUCUAUUUCUAUCCCUCUCUGCAACUGCUUCACAGUUUGUUUUCCAUUCGCAAAUCGUUGAAAACUCUAAUCUUUUUGGCGGGAAAGAUGUCGGGAAAAGGCGCGAAAGGUUUGAUUACGGGGAAAUCCUCAGCUAUGAACGCUAACAAAGACAAAGACAAGAAGAAACCUGUCUCUCGUUCUUCUAGAGCAGGCUUGCAGUUCCCUGUUGGCCGUAUCCAUCGUCUCCUAAAGUCCAGGAUUGCAGCUAAUGGAAGAGUGGGGGCAACAGCUGCUGUGUACUGUGCAGCAAUCUUGGAGUAUCUUACUGCAGAAGUCUUGGAACUGGCAGGCAAUGCCAGCAAAGAUCUGAAGGUUAAACGUAUAACACCAAGGCAUCUGCAGCUUGCAAUCCGAGGGGAUGAAGAACUUGAUACACUGAUAAAAGGAACUAUAGCUGGUGGAGGUGUGAUUCCUCACAUCCACAAGUCCCUGAUCAACAAAUCCUCCAAAGACUAGUGGCUUAAUGCUGUUUAAGGGGUAUUGAGUUGCUUAUUUUGGCUGUGUACAAUUGCAGACUGGCUGAACUCCUUUUCUGCUGCUGAGGCUGACUGGGUAUUGUCAUCUUUUUUCCCUAUAUUAUUGGUUAUAUUUUUCCUUUGAGGCAGAUAGGAUUGUUUCAUCUCAUUCAAGUAAUUACUUAUAAAAAAACUCCAUGCAAGUAAUUAUGCAAAUUUUGCUCCACA
Molecule: messenger RNA, 920 nt
Organism: Nelumbo nucifera (sacred lotus)
Lineage: Eukaryota; Viridiplantae; Streptophyta; Magnoliopsida; Proteales; Nelumbonaceae
Product: putative histone H2A variant 3
Cellular component (GO): nucleosome
Molecular function (GO): DNA binding; structural constituent of chromatin; protein heterodimerization activity
Source: RefSeq, a predicted model, not a curated record